Aureococcus anophagefferens is the source of this 3312-nucleotide messenger RNA. RefSeq lists its product as hypothetical. The transcript is spliced from 9 exons. The record is from RefSeq and is a predicted model, not a curated record. Bases 1 to 3312 code for a protein of 1103 amino acids. Gene Ontology annotation, molecular function: microtubule binding. Lineage: Eukaryota; Pelagophyceae; Pelagomonadales; Pelagomonadaceae.
AUGCAGUGGAUCCUCAUGGAAGAUGAGCGUGACGUCGAGGAUGCAGACGACCGCGACGAAGAUGAGGCUGAGGAUUAUGCUCCUGAACUGCGGGAUAACCACGAGUUCAAGCGCACUCUUGAUUGCGAAAUUGCUGUCGAUAUCGCAAAUGAGCUUGCACUUGCUGCCGAGCAAGAGGCAAGAAGCCGUGUCACGCGUACCACGGAUGAUGCGAAAGCAGGCGUCGAUGCGGAAUUCGCUCAACCCGAGGCGCCUUACUCACGCGACCCGUGGUAUCUCACCAUGACGACGCCGCCUCAACCACGCCCUCGAGCACCUUCUGCUCCAACGGAUGCGCUGACGUUGUCACGGGUGUUUGGCUACAGCUGCAGUGCCAGCCGCAAUAACGCAAAAUACACAGAAUGCGGCGCUGUCAUAUAUCCUGCGGGGGGGACCCUCGUCCGUGUAGAUCUCGGGAGCGGUGCCCAGUCAUUCGGGACUGCGCACGCCGGAUUCGAAAUCUGCGCCCUAGCAAUAUCACUCGAUAAGUCAAUUGUAGCAACUUCAGAUAUAGGGUCAGACCCCCAGAUAGCCCUUUGGUCCACAUCAAACAUUACAAGUGGGCCUAGCAGGAUUAUUCAUGGGCCGCAUUCAAAUGCGGUGACUCUCCUAGCGUUUGAUGACGACAAGGGUGAGAGGAUUGCUAGCAUUGGGGCAGAUAGCAACCAUACAGUCGCAGUACAUGACGUAUCUUCGGGAUACCUCCUAUUUACGUCGCCAACCACGAAGCGUAAACCACUGGACCUCGCAUUUGGGAGGUUCGGAAACGAGAUGGCUAUCGUAGGUGUCAAGCACGCUCUUUUCUUCACUUUCACGGCAGGUCAAGUUGCAACGAGGCACGCAUCUGCCUCAUUCGCGAGGGUCGGGCGACACGGGGCGCUGCAGGCAUUUCUUUGUUGUGCAUAUUUAUCUGGCGGCAAUUGCAUCGUCGGCACAGCGGAUGGCCAUCUUUUCGUAUUUGGAGGGUCAUCUCGUGAACUUGAAAAAUCUAUAAAAGCGCACGAUGGAUUCAUUUAUGCCAUGGAUACUCCAUGGCGACGGGCCAAAGCAUCAAACACAAGCAGAGGACCAAGUCUGGUGGCGCUUGUGACUGGUGCACGUGACGGCGAUAUUAGACUCUGGAAUGACGCUCUCGAGAUGGCUCUCAGGCCGCAACGCAGCUCAGAGAGUUCAGGGCGUCAGAUGGAGUGCCAGUGUCAGCGCCAAUCGCCGGUGGCGGAGCUGCUGCCGGCAUCCGAUGAUGCACGUGCCUUGUCCUAUGGCGAUCUCCACGUUGGUGUUGUGGUGCGUGAUCCUGCAAUUCUGCGAGAAGCUAAAUGGGCGACGUGGACAUCUCCAUUUGGCUGGCCUGUAAUUGGGGCCCAUGCUAUUCAUGCAAGGCCCGAAGCCGGGGGAUAUGAGACUACCACUACAGACGCUAUUGAUGAUGCCAAGAGCGUACUGAAUCUCACAUGCUUAUCACGUUCCAACUCGGCACGAGUCAUAGCCACGGGUGAUUACCACGGAGUGCUGCGAAUGCUAAGAUAUCCUGCAAGUAAUGAUGAAGCAGCCGCGUCUAAAAUAGGAGUUGCUCAUGUUGGAGUUGUUCGGCGACUGGUCUGGACAGCCCAGGACUCACACCUCAUCACCGUGGGUGGCCUCGAUAGGGUUAUCUGCGUGUGGCGCUAUGAGCCAGACUUCGGUGAUUUUGAUGACGACCUCUGUCCUAGUACUGAGAAGGAUCCUCGUGAUUAUGACGACGCUAUAGAUGCUGACGGGGGGCGAGCGAUGGCUGCCGCAGUCGAGCGCUCAUCCAAGGCCACGAAUUUCCAUGUCACAGCUUCGCAAUCGGCAAGUGACUCGCAAAAGAAUAAACCAACGACAGUGGCGGCCUGGAUUUCAGCGUUGGUGCCACCGUCAAAUCUCGAGCAAGAGGAUCCAGGAGCCCCGCAAAUCAGUUUGAGACUUGAGUGCGCACAUGGUCAGCGCUCUGAUGAUGUUCGUGGGCUCGUUGGGUAUAACGCUCAAGGUGGGGUAGUGUAUGCGUGCGGCGGCUUAGGGGUAGUAUACGACUCUCGUACGCACACUCAAUGCUUCCAUUUCCAUCAUCCAGAAGGUGGUGAUCCUAGCUGUGGAGACUUGCACAUGGAUGAUGAUGGAGUCACAAGCGGCUUAGCUGACAUUAGUGCCUUGAGUGUGUCACCCGAUGGGCAUUUCGCGGCAUCCGGGGACCAAGGAAAAACACCUCGCGUCAGAGUAUGGGACGCAAUGACUGGUAACACUAUCUCAGUACUUCCACGUCACCUUCGCGGAGGUAUACUUGUGCUCUCUUUCUCACGUGAUGGCAGGCAUCUCGCUGCGAUUGGGUCGGACGCUGACCAUUCCUAUGCACUGUAUACCACUCGCUCUGGUGGAUGGGAAGACGCGACACGAGUUGCCGCAGGGUCUGGCACACAAUCGCGCGUUUUCUGCGCUGCAUUUGACACUCCAACGCGCAGGUCGCUGUCUGACGCGGACGCGGAUGCUGCUGCGCUUACUGGAUCCGUUUCUGGUUCGUUGUACCUCUGGAGUGGGACUGAAGUUGCAGAGCAUGUUCUUGACGCCCACGAUGGACCAAUCUAUGCUGUUGCAACCGCAUAUAGGCGUGGUGCUUACGCAACAGCAGGGCGUGAUGGUGCAAUAAAGACAUGGGAUGCUCGUCUUCAACCAAUGCUUAGCUUCAGACUCAGUGAGGCCUCCAUUCCGUUUUUAACGCCGACUGCCGCGGCCAUCUCUUUCGGUGGUGCUCAUGGAACCAAAAUUCUCAUUCUGGCGACUGAGGCUCAUGGCCUCGAUGUAAAUCCGAAGUAUGGUGACAUAUAUGCUACGAGCGGAGACGACGGUACUGAAGACACGCCUGAGCUGCUCACAGAGGUUCGCAAGUCAAAGGCAGUACUCGCUGAUGUCAAGUGGUGUGAUGACGGCACUUUCUUGCUCGCCGCAUCCGAGGAUAGCCGGGUAUACGAUCGUAAUACCACGAAUCAAGAUUCUGCUCCACACGUUACGUCUGUCCACCGUUCACCUAAUUCGCGGUAUCUUGCCAAAGGGUGCGCUGACGGAACAGUGGCCGUAUAUAAUUAUCCAACUCAUGCACCGGGGAUGGCCUCCAUCAACGUUUCGCGCAGCGUCCCCGGCCACGCAUCCAGCAUAGCUAAGGUCCGAUUCACAAGCGAUGGCAAGUAUCUAAUCGCGCUUGGUCAGUUCAAUCGGACAAUCACGCAAUAUCUAGUAGACACGCCAGCAAAUGAUUCAUGA